Molecule: messenger RNA, 1616 nt
Organism: Geodia barretti
Lineage: Eukaryota; Metazoa; Porifera; Demospongiae; Tetractinellida; Geodiidae
Source: the annotation of a GenBank genome assembly
AUGAAAUACGACGUCGUAAUCGUCGGAGGCGGUGCGGCCGGAUCGGUCCUGGCCAGCAGGUUGGCCGAAGACACCAACAUGUCGGUCUUGCUGCUGGAGGCUGGCAAGGACUAUCCGGACCCGGAGAACCUUCCUGACGAGAUUAAAUAUGGCGGCACCAGGUUCGCUGAAUCUCCGGACUCGGAACACAACUGGGCGUUGCGGGGAACCAUCACCGAGGAACAGGGUGAAAUACACGUGGCCCAGGGCAAGGUCAUUGGCGGGGGUUCCUCCAUAAACGGCCAGGCAAUGCAGCGGGGCCUGCCGGAGGACUUUGAUGACUGGUCGGCCCGGGGAAACACCGAAUGGUCGUAUGACAAGGUGCUGCCCUUCUACCGCAAGAUGGAGCGGGACUUGGACAUCCACGACGAUUUCCACGGCACUGACGGUCCCAUUCCGGUGCGCCGAAGGCAGUCCGCCGCGCCGUCUACUAUUCAGAAGGCCUUUUUGGAUGCCUGCAUGAAAGAUGGCUACCCCGCCGUCGAGGACACGAAUGGGCCGAAUCCCACCGGCGUGGGCGUCGCCCCAACCAAUAACCUGGGUGGUGUGAGGAUGAGCGCGGCCCUGGCCCACCUCAGCCCCAUGCGCCACCGCCUUAACCUCACCGUCAGGGGCGAAGUUUACGUCCAGAAGGUGCUGUUCGAGGGCAGGAAGGCCGUUGGAGUCGAGGCCAUAAGCGGGGGCGAGGUUUUUCAGGUGUUCGCCGACCGUGUGGUCUUGUCCGCCGGCUCCAUAAGGUCCCCGCAGCUGCUCAUGCUCUCCGGCAUAGGCCCAGGGACCAGUUGGAACAGUUUGGCAUCCGUCCUCAGGAAACGCCGGGCGUGGGACCAAAGCCUCUUCAACCAUCUGAGCGCCCACAUCAACUACAAGCUUGCACUACACUUCGGACGGUUCGGACGAAGAAAUGACAUGCUGCUGCGGACCAACAACGUGGUGGACGAACGCGAGGAGCGUGUCCGGGGGAUACGCACCCGGUACCAUACCUCUGACGUGCCCCCGGAAAGGUCCGCCCGAUUGUCGUGCACUCUGGGCAGGCCCAAGGGGACAGGGUUCGUCAGGCUGGCUUCAGCCGACGCCAGCGUCCAGCCCACUUUCAAUUACCAGUACCUUCAGCAUCCGGACGACAUACGCCGGGUCCGGGAAGGUAUUCGCAUGGGGGCAAGGCUCCUGGAGUCUGACGCCUACAAGGACGUUAUCGAUUACCGUAUCUCCCCCACCGACGAAAUUCUCAACAACGACGACGCCCUCGACCUGUGGAUCAGACAGACGGUGGGCACCGCCCGCCACGUAUCCGGCACCUGCAAAAUGGGGCCCGACUCCGACCCCAUGACGGUGGUAGACCAGCAUUGCCGGGUUAAGGGAGUAGAGGGCUUAUGGGUCGCCGACGCCUCGGUGUGCCCGCACAUCCCCCGCUCCGGCGGCCUCCAUCCCACCGCCUUGAUGAUCGGGGAGCGGGUCGUUGACUGGGUCGCUGCCGGCUAGCCUGCAUUGGCAUUCACGGUCCCAGGCACCAGCAGUCCAAUCGAUUCCAAAAGCGUCCGCCCGCUCCACACUUGAUGGAGCGGGCGGUUUCAGUU